Messenger RNA from Peromyscus maniculatus bairdii (prairie deer mouse), 3133 nucleotides. It is a transcript of the gene Ubap1l, whose product is annotated as ubiquitin associated protein 1 like. The record is from RefSeq and is a predicted model, not a curated record. Gene Ontology annotation, biological process: ubiquitin-dependent protein catabolic process via the multivesicular body sorting pathway. NCBI's taxonomy places the organism in Eukaryota, Metazoa, Chordata, Mammalia, Rodentia, Cricetidae. Gene Ontology annotation, molecular function: ubiquitin binding. Gene Ontology annotation, cellular component: ESCRT I complex.
UCUGUGUCUCUCUCUGCCUGUCUCCCCUCUUUCUCCUUUCUCACUUUGUUUUUGUUGUUUUGUUUUUUAAGAUUGCACUGGGACUAGGGAGAUGGCUCAGUGGCUAAGACCACUUCCUAUGCUUACAGAGGCCCAAGGUUAGACUCCAAACCCCAUGUUGAGCAGCUCAUAACACUCUUACCUCUGUGGGAACCUGCGUACAUAUCAUUUACAUUCAUGUAGAUGCACAUACACAUUAAAAAACAAUUGCCCUAGAUUUUCUUGGUUCUUUGUAACCCAUUUAAUUUUAGAAUUAGCAUGCCAAUUUACGCCAAAAAAUGUGAUAGAAUUAUGAUCUUUGGGAUCUACAAAUCAGUUUGUAGAGAAUUUUAUUAUCUUCCAGCAGGGUAUGUUCCUCCAUUUAAUCUAAUAGCUUUUCGUUUUCUAUAUAGAGGUCUUGCACAUACUGUGUUAGAUUAAGUCCUUGUGGUGUAUGUAAUAGCAAUAAAUACCAAUGCUCUAUUUUUAAAAAUUCAAUCUUAAAUUAAAAAAUUCUUUUACAUGGUUUAUUGUUCACGUAUAAGGAUGCAAUUUACUUUGUAUGGUGACUGCGUAGCCAGUGUCCUUUCUAAACUGUGUUAAGAAUUCGAAGAGCUUGUUCAUAGAUUCUUUUGGAGUUUUCUCCUGUAACUGUGAUCUACCAAAAUGGUUGUUUCCUUCCUUUCCAAUCUGUAUGUGUAUUAGUUUUCUUCCCUUCUUGCACAAGCUACUAUCUGGUCCACAUGGGACAGAAGACAAAGUGCUCUGACACCCUGUUUGCCACAGCCUUGAGGACAUCGUUCACUAUCUCACUUUGAACAGGGUGUUUGCUGUAGAUGGUUGGGGAUAUUCUUCACUAGGUUGAGGAAGUUGCCUUUUAGUCCUAAACUGCUAUGACUUAAGGCUUUUUUUUUUUGUGGGUUUUGUUUUUGUUGGGAGGUUUGUUUUUGUUGCUCUGGGUAUCAAGCCCAAAGCCUCAUGAAGAUCAGGCAAACGCUGUCCCAUUAGAUAGUAUCCUAGCCCCAUGUUUCUUAGAAUUAAUAAAGAGAGGGUUGCUUGCUUAGGAAAGCAAAGCUCUGGGUUUGGACCUCCCUGCACUCCAGAAAAAAGAACGCAGCUCAGCCUGAGAGAUCGCUGUGUGGUAAGAACACUUCCUACUUUAAGAGGACCAGAGUUCUGUUCCUAGCACCCAUGUCAGGCAGCUUAUGGUCAAACCACUUGUAACUCCAGCUCCAGGGCAUCCUGAGUCUAUGGAGCUGUGCAGUUAUAUAAUUCCUCCACUUUAUUUUGUUCUUUAAAAAAUACUGCAUUUAUUUAUUUAUUGUGUGUGUGUGUGUGUGUGUGUGUGUGUGUGUGUGUGUGUGUAUGUGUGUGAUAUGCAUAUGCAGCAUAUCAUGUGGGUGGAGGUCAGAGGAUAACUUGCAGGAGAAUGGCACAGGAAAAUAAUUGAAAAAACAUUUUACAAUGUUUUAAGUAAGUUUAUAGUUUUGUAUUGGGCUUUAUUUAUAGCUAUCUUGGGGGUGCAUGCAGCCUGUGGGCACAGCUGGGACAUGCCUGGUAACUCAUGACUUGGACAUGAAACAGUCAAUAUGGAUGCUCUGGGUUCUACUCAUUUCUUCCCUGUACAGCACUGGCCACUUCUUCUUUUCCUUCCAGCUGUGGGGCCCUCCACACAGGAGAGUGUGGCCUGAGGCUCGUUCUGAGGACUCUACACCCUCUCCCUGCCAUCGGUCUUCUGAGACAGCUCCACCAUUCUCUGGCAGGAUGAACGCCCUUGAUGGUGUCCCCUUCAAGGUGCCCAAGGGCUUUGCGAUGGACACAGAGCCCCACCCUGCUCCAGAGCUCAGUGUCCCGGACUGUAGAGAGCUUCUGCUGGGCUCCAUGUAUGACUUCAGCCUGGAGAGGAAGGCUCUCUUCUGGGUGGAAGCAGCCAUCCGAGGACCUUGUCCCCAACAGUGUCAUGACCCGGGGAUUGCAUCAGCACCUCCAGCCUGGUUCUUACUGGUCAGUCCAAAUGGCAGUCUGGUGCCUGCACCUGCUGAAGUCAGAGGCCCAGAGGCUGGACUACAAGAACCUCCCGAGGAGGAAGAAGAGGAGGAAGAAGAAGAAGAAGAAGUAGAGGAGAAGGGGGAUGAGGAAGAUGCCUCCUCUGCCAGCGAGGAGGAGAUGGACUCCAGCAGCCCUCAGCCCGGCUCCCCUAUAGGCCAUCGCCGCUACUCCCUGGGUGUGCUGCGAAACAUGAGGUCUGAGCUGGCUGGUGCCCGGCGCCGGCUCUCGGAGAGCAGGCUGGCCACGUGUCCUCGGGCCCUUCUGCACCGCUUCCGAGGCCACCGCACUCUGAGCCUGAGUGCCAGCCCUUCGCCAGCCCCUGGCCUAGCACCGCAGCCCCCCAGCAUCCCUGAGCUGCCCCCACGACCCUCCACCGCCGACGCCAUGCCUCCACUGCGGAGCCACAAGCCUACUGUCGCUUCCCUCAGCCCAUACACCUGCUUGCCACCUCUUAGUGGGACCCCCCAGCCCCUCGACUCCUAUAGAUUGCAUCCUGACUCAGCAACUGACCUGCUGUCUGCUCUGACCAAGGAGGAGCAAGACCUCAUCGGGCCAGUGGUUGCUUUGGGCUAUCCCCUGGGAAGGGCCAUUGUGGCUCUGCAGAAGACAGGAAGGCAGAGCCUGAGCCAGUUCCUCGGCUACCUCAGUGCCUGCGAGAGGCUGCUGCGUCAGGGCUAUGACGAGGCCCUGGUGGAUGAGGCCAUGGAGAUGUUCCAGUUCUCCGAGCACCAGGCGGGGGAGUUCCUGCGCCUCUGGCAGCAGUUCAGUGACAUGGGCUUCCAGCCAGACCGGAUCAAGGAGGUGCUGCUGGUCCACGGCAAUCGGCGGGAGCAAGCCCUGGAGGAGCUGGUCGCCUGUGCCCAGUGACAAGCCAGGAUACUCCGUGACACAUGGCUGACCAGUGAAGUACCAGACCCACCACCCAUCCUAACUGCAUUAUUAAAACCUAAUAAGACAAGCCUGGUGGUGGCAGUGGUCGUGGUGGUGGCGGUGGCAGUGGCGGCGGCGGCGGCAUUGGCGGCACACACCUUUAAUCCCAGCCCUUGGGAGGCAGAGGCAGGUGGAU